Molecule: messenger RNA, 5201 nt
Organism: Plodia interpunctella (Indianmeal moth)
Lineage: Eukaryota; Metazoa; Arthropoda; Insecta; Lepidoptera; Pyralidae
Gene: Dsor1
Product: Downstream of raf1
Exons: 8
Coding region: 181-1392 (403 amino acids)
Biological process (GO): protein phosphorylation
Molecular function (GO): ATP binding; protein kinase activity
Source: RefSeq, a predicted model, not a curated record
AAUUUGCAAAAAAGCAAAUCAAAUCAAAAUCUAAAAUGUCUUGUUUCCCUGUGUUGCUUUGCGGUAUUUAAUUUUAUUGAGAGGUGUUUUUCUAUCAGAGGAAAAAAUAGGAUAGAAAGGCAUUUCGUGUAAAGAGAGAAAAGAGAUUUUCUUAUAAAUGCCGUGACAAAAGCAGCCAAGAUGAGUAAAAUGUCGAAGAAUAAGUUGAAUCUGACCCUCCCUCCAGGGUCCAUUGAUACAGCACCGGCGGUCACUCCGUCUAAUAUGACUCCACAGUUAAAAUCUGCCACUGCUUCAGAGCGACAGGGCCUUGCUGGUAAGUCCAAGACCAGUAUUGAGGCCCUGACAGAACGGUUGGAACAGAUUGAAAUGGACGACACUCAAAGGAGGAGAAUAGAAGUGUUUCUUUGUCAAAAAGAAAAGAUUGGAGAGCUUAGUGAUGAUGAUUUUGAGAAGCUCGGUGAAUUAGGUCAAGGCAAUGGUGGAGUGGUGAUGAAAGUUCGGCACAAGUCCACUGGCCUCAUCAUGGCUCGCAAGCUGAUACACCUUGAAGUAAAGCCAGCUAUUAAGAAACAGAUCAUCAGAGAACUGAAAGUUCUCCAUGAAUGCAACUUUGCACAUAUUGUGGGCUUCUAUGGUGCAUUCUAUAGCGAUGGAGAAAUUUCCAUAUGUAUGGAGUAUAUGGAUGGCGGCUCUCUUGACUUGAUAUUGAAGAAAGCGGGCAGGAUUCCUGAAUCAAUUCUAGGAACAAUAACAUCGGCUGUCCUGAAAGGUCUGAGCUACCUCCGAGACAAGCACGCCAUCAUGCACCGGGACGUGAAGCCUUCCAACAUUCUGGUUAACAGUAACGGCGAGAUCAAGAUCUGUGACUUCGGUGUCUCUGGCCAGCUCAUCGACUCUAUGGCCAAUUCUUUUGUGGGCACCCGGAGUUAUAUGUCUCCGGAGCGUCUGCAGGGCACGCACUACUCAGUGCAGUCUGACAUCUGGUCUCUGGGGCUGUCGCUGGUGGAGAUGGCCAUCGGCAUGUACCCCAUCCCGCCGCCUGAUGCCAAGACGCUGGCAGCCAUAUUCGGUGGACAGAAUGAGGAUCACUCACCUGGCCAAGCACCAAACUCCCCACGGCCUAUGGCGAUAUUCGAGCUCCUAGACUAUAUAGUCAACGAGCCGCCGCCCAAGCUGCCCGCGGGGAUCUUCUCGGACGAGUUCAAGGACUUCGUCGACCGCUGUCUGAAGAAGAACCCCGACGAGCGAGCCGAUUUGAAGACCUUGAUGAGCCACAGCUGGAUCCGGCAGGCGGAGGCGCAGACGGCGGACAUCGCGGGCUGGGUGUGCAAGACCAUGGACCUGAUGCCGUCCACGCCCAACUCUAACGUGUCUCCUUUUUCUUCAUAAGCUGCAAGAAGUGCAUACUUUCAUCAGCGAAAAAGGGUCAAAACAUUUCCCAAGAGAGAACGGGCGACACAAUCAGUGAAGACGCGGCCGCCGAGGAGUGACCGCGGCGAUGACAGAUACAGACGUCAACUCUAGAUACCAUUGUCAGGCAGGACCACUCCCGCACGUCAUAUGACACUAUUACAUUCAAAUCACUUUACUGUGGGGACCGUACCACGAAGAGACCCAUGGCAAUAUGAGGUACUAUCGAUGAUAAGUUGAUCGCAUUGUUGUUUAUGGGGUCUUCUUUCAUGGUACGGAUUCUAUACAUUUUAAUACAUGUCACACAAAUUCAAAGCACAAUUUGAAACUUAGGUUCGAAUAAGAAAUACAUAUAUAUAUAUAUAUAUAUAUAUAUAUAUAUAUAUAUAUAUAUAUAUAUUACGUAGACGAAUGAAUUUGUUGAAGUAAUUCAUAAUCUAGUUUCAUUUGGUUCGAUCUAGCUACAAAGUAGGUGUGAUACCUGUAUAAAAAAUAGAACUGAAUAUAGUGAGUAGAUAUGUUUCUUUUACAAUUAUAAUGUAGGGUUUGUUUUUGAUCUCAUGGAGUUUAUGAAAAGUACAUUAUUAUCUAUAUUGAAAAUCAAAACUUCCAAAUAUUUGCGUAAAUUAACACAAUAUUUGACGAAUAUACGAGCCUAAAAUUGCCAAAUGAAUAUUAAUUUUUUGUCAUCAUGUAGUACAAAAUGUUUUAUCAUAUUACAUAAAACACAUAAAUCCAUGUACACAUCAUAAUGAACAGAGAUAACAUAUUCAUUAAAUUCAUGACCGCAUUAUAUCAAAAUAAAAUAAAAUUUGUUAUUAUUGUGCUUUGCAUCAAUAACUCGCUAAGUUUUUGUAUACUGUACGAGAAAAAAUACUUAGCUAUAUAGCAUGUUAGAUAAAAGUGUCAUAUGACAUCAUACCACAAUUUUAAUCGAAACAUAUCACAUUAACAUUCUUCGGGAGAUACCUGUCAUCGAAACGAACUCAAAAUUAAAUAUUUAAUUUAUAGAAUUGGCUAAAAUUAAGGUAAAUUUUGUAGGGGUUAUUGAAAACUGUAUUAUGUUACACUUUGAUAUCGACUUACGAUGAUCUGUGCGGUCGCCAGGGAGGAUUGCCGCAGAUAUUAAUCAUUUAUAUAUUUCAUACAGAAAGUACACAAAUCAAUUUAUGACGAUAUUCAAAGUUUAUGAAAUAUUAAAACAAAAGUAUGUUACUUCAUAUAUAUUUCUACUAUCACGAAGUUAUUAUUUGCUGAAGUCAGCGGAACUCUUGGCAAUCGUACAAAGGAAGAAUAGGAACUUUCCUCCUCAUAUACGGGCUAUAUGAUCACGUGAAAGUUGUCGGUGUGAGUAACCGAUACCAAGGUGUCUGAUGAUAGAUAGGGGUUUAAUACUAAAACAUAGUGCAUUCGUGGACGAACUAACGAGGUUUUAUAACGAAAAAAAAUAACAACUAAUCGAUAAAUGGUCAAGUAGAGUUGAUUUCACUAGUCGCAAGUCGAAAAAAAUGUUAGUAGUGUUUUGACAUAUUUUUCUUUGCUGAAAGUGCGUAAUUCAUGUCAGCUGGUACUUGUUAUUUGAAUAUCGAACGUCUGCGUCCGCAGCGCUCGAAGCGCUGGAAUACUCCAACGGCCGUUUUCGAAUUUCGAAUCGGGCGUGAGAGCGUUCCAGAACUGGCCAAAAACAUCUUUGUAAUCUGUAAAAUAGAAUGCAUUUUUAGACAACAAAAAAGGAAAAAAAUAUAAAAAUAAAAAAUGAUAAAAAAUUUGUAGGGUACAUUUUUUAUAUUAUUGACGUGAUGCACUUUUUCCGUUUGGUUUGUUUUGUUGAUGGCUUUGUUUUAGUAAGUCCGCCUUUCGUUUACCCUGUCCCGAGCACCUAGUGUAGUUACCGUACCGCAAUGCUGCUUCGAUAUGUUUGAUUUAUGAAUGAGUGUUGCCAUUAUUUUUACAUUUACGAAGUUCCGAUUCUCAGCGCUUCCAUUUCCCCCCGCUGCAUUGUAUUAUAUAUAUAUAUACAUUAGAAUGACGUAACUGCAAGUGCAGUCAACGUUAACUACAAGUUUGUGUUACUGUCCCGCAUAUUUUCAUGGCAUUUUUAUUUUUGCAUAUAGCCCCGACUUCAUUAUAUUGUAACGAACAACCCAGGUCUUCCUUUUAGUAAUAUAUCCUUUGAGUAUUUCCAUCACAUGUCUCUUAAAUUUUGCAAUGGUUCGCCUUGUUUCUUGUAAGCAUUUAUUUUUAUAUUAGACGCUUUUAUUAUUAGGCAUUGACUAUAUUUAAAAGGUGCUUUAUGUUACUGUUAUAAAUGUGAUUAUUUAAAAUGCGUUACGAUGGAUCAUUACUAUUUUUUGUAUAUUGGUCUACUUGUGUUUAGUAGAUAGGCGUUUAUUUUUUAUUUUAAAGAUAUUGAUAAAUUGUGUGUAAUCAAUGUGAUAGUUUUAAGUUAAUGAAUAUUAAUUAUUAGAGAUUGUAUCCCAAACGGUUUGUCGGUCAGUUUAGGAAGUCUGACUAGGUGUGACAGGUCAUUUUUCUUGACUCAAAUUUUCGAUCUUUAUAAUGCUUUACUUUUGUUUAUUAACGGAACUGGUGAAAAUAAUAAUAUGUAUGUCAGACAUUCGUAUAAAGUGAAUUUUCUGAGCAAAUUUGUAAAUGGAAAUGAAUUUACUAUUUUGAAUUUUAUGGAACGCAUAAUAAUAAAGUGUAUAUAAUAUUAAAGUUCAGUAAUAAACUGUCCGUUAGUCAAAUAUUUUAUUUUAUUGAAUUGUACGUACGAGCGUCAUACAUACGUAAUCAUCUUUCUUGUUAUUAUUUCUUUUAUAUUCUUCGAAAUAAUAGCUUUAUUGAUAUAUAUUUUUAUUUCUACAACUUGUUUUGAGAGAUGGGAUGAAAUGAUUUCAAAGACAUUAAAAAUAAGAUAUUUUAGACAUAGUUACUUUUUAAUUUGCUCAUCAGUUUAUUGGAUCUAUACAGACUUAUACUGCCGCUUUUAAAGUAAAUAUUGACUGAAAAGUAAAGGAGGUCUAUGUCGAAUGCUGGUUUAAAAUUCCUAAUAUGUUACUGAUGUAGUAUAAAUAUAGGGGUUCAUGGAGAACUCGCGACAUUAAAACACCAAUAUUGUAAUUUUAUAUAGUGAUAUUUUUUAAGACUACAAAUUUGGUUUCGAUAUUUCGGUUUUAUUAUUUUUGUAUUAUAAAUGUUUUAAAGAUUAUAAUCGUAAUAAUAUAUUAUAUGUACAUCGCGUCCGAUCUCUAAGGCCUGGCAUGUAUUGGGCACGGAAUUUUGUUUGAAAGCAUUUUUUCUAAUCUUUUCAAAACGUUUUAACAUAGGUUUUCCCCGCAUGUAAAUCUUUAAGUCUGUCUACAAAGAGUAGAAAACGGAUUACGAAUAUAUUGCAAUGGCAAUAAAUAUGCGAACUAUAUUUUUUGCCAUUGCAACACCAAAUGGAAUGGUCAAGAAUGAUUUAUAAACUGUCAGUGUUACCAACCAAGAGCACACAGCGCUGUCAUUUAUUUUCUACUAUUUUUAGACAGUAUGACAGUAUUCAAACACUGAAACACUUUUUCUUGUUCAGUGUUUGAUUUUUCUUUCGUAGUAGCCCCUUGUCACGUGACUAAUUUAACUUGGUAAGUCAUAAGUUAAAUGUAUUAAAAGAGCAUAAUACGUGCCCGGCCUAAUUUCGAAUUUUCACAUACGUCUAAGUGUAACUAAAUAGAUUAAUGGUAUUAUUUUAUAGAUAGCUUCUUUGUAGGUAGAAACUUAUGUACAAAUAAAUGUUAAUUAAACGA